AUGCUGCGGCCGCGUGCCUGCUCGUGGGCAUCGGGGCCUAUCUCGAGCAAUCUUCUACCCACCUUUCCAUAUUGCUUCAAGGCCCUAGCAGUCCCUGUGAAGCCUCAAACAGCGAUCAAUCACAAGCAUCUGCCCAAUUUUCCACAUCGCUUCUUCACUCACACACCAAGGCUUCCUGCAAAACCUCUUCCACCCCGGCUCAAGAUCAACGAUGCGGACUUGACCAUUUCAUACCUCAAAGGCACUGGUCCUGGUGGCCAAAAGAUUAAUAAAACCAACUCCGCUGUCCAAAUCAGCCACGGCCCCUCCGGCAUCGUUGUCAAAUGUCAAGCCACACGUUCCCGUUCACAGAACGAAAAGAUCGCACGCUCUUUACUUGCCGAUCGAAUCGAGCACCAGGAAAAAGGCAUCGAUAGUCGCGUCAGCCUCAAAGCGGAAGCCGCGCGGAAGAAGAAAGCAAGCAAACUGAAGAAGGCCAAACGGAAAUAUCGCUCGCUUGAAGAUGAGUCAACGGAGUGUGACAUGGAACUCGAACACCAAGACACGCAGGCGCAAGAUCGAGAGGUCGAAUCCGACCUCCCAACCAAGGAACAAACAUCUUGA
Molecule: messenger RNA, 603 nt
Organism: Penicillium chermesinum
Lineage: Eukaryota; Fungi; Ascomycota; Eurotiomycetes; Eurotiales; Aspergillaceae
Product: peptide chain release factor family protein
Exons: 2
Coding region: 1-603 (200 amino acids)
Biological process (GO): translational termination
Cellular component (GO): mitochondrion
Molecular function (GO): translation release factor activity
Source: RefSeq, a predicted model, not a curated record